Lagenorhynchus albirostris (white-beaked dolphin) is the source of this 3604-nucleotide messenger RNA. RefSeq names its product zinc finger protein 438 (gene ZNF438). Gene Ontology annotation, molecular function: DNA-binding transcription factor activity, RNA polymerase II-specific; sequence-specific DNA binding. The transcript has 9 exons. Lineage: Eukaryota; Metazoa; Chordata; Mammalia; Artiodactyla; Delphinidae. The coding region runs from base 760 to 3318 and encodes 852 amino acids. Gene Ontology annotation, biological process: regulation of transcription by RNA polymerase II. The record is from RefSeq and is a predicted model, not a curated record. Gene Ontology annotation, cellular component: nucleus.
UCCGUAGAGUCAGCUCCAGGGCCUAAUACUCUUGCAUCCUAGUUUGAAGGGCCUUAGACUGGGAACGCAGGGGUUCGAGCCUUUGUUCUGCUCGUUACUAGCCUUUGCGUCCAAAGAUGAGUCACCCAAACUUGGAACUUGAGCCUUCUCCCUAAAAUGGGAGAUGAUGGUAUGCGUAGUGUCGCUCUCCUGAGGUUCAGCUGUGGUCAUGAAGGUGAAAACGAGAGUACGGUGUCGUUACUAAGAAAUUCACGCCGGUUCCCUAACCUGGGGAAGAGGUGUGUUGUGCUCUCAGAGUCAGGUCCUGGGUCAGAAGCGGAACUAGAGCAUCAAAUGAGAUGACAUGUCCAACCUAGCGGAGCUCACGUUCCGGCGGGGCACUGGGCAGCAAAGAGCAAGGACGUGAUGUUAUUUCAGACGGCGAGAAAGAGGAUCUGGUGAUAUUUGUCAUGAGUGGAAUUGUGUGGAACAAUGUGGAAACACAGGAACUUGAACCAUACAUACAAGAAUAGGAUUAAAUUAAAAGGAUUUACCAUACAUCUUAUGACUCUUUACUGGAGCCUUGGGAGAUAGAUAUGUUUUCUAUAAGUGGAGCAUAGUUGGAUUUCCCAUUUUUUAACCUAAUGGGAGGAACCUUUGUCUUUUAACAGAUAAAGAUGAAUGUCAUGUCUCAACCAACACUGAAAAUGUGACGUUUAGAAGACAUUUGCUAAGUCAAGUCACCUCACGCAAAUUGUUGUUCAAGUCAAAGACAUCAUAAUGCAUAGUGCUUCAUCAGUACCACCAAAAGAUCAAGGAGGUGUUUCCCUGCUCCCCAGUCCUGUUGAGAAACAGCUGACUCAGAAGAAGUCGGCAUCUCCUGGAAAGACAGCGCGCACAGGUGAAUCAAACAGCCCUCCUGGAACGAUUCAGGGUGGGAAGGGUCUGCGGGGUAAGAGUCAGUUUAGAACCAUCGCUCCAAAACUCGCGCCCCGAGUCCUGGCGCCCAGAGUGGUCCCGGGCCCGGCGCCCUCCCUCUCUGACCAUGCGCAUCCAGGCCCCUCCCUCGGCUCGAAGGCCCUGGGGAUGCCCCCCCAGAAUUACGCGCUGAUGCAGGUGGCCGGCCAGGAAGGGACCUUCUCUCUCGUCGCUCUGCCACACGUCGCCUCGGCUCAGCCACUCCAGAAACCCAGACUGCCUCUGCCCAAGAACCUGAAGCUGCCCAUCCCCCGGUACCAACGCCCAGGACAUAGCAAAGGAGCCAGAAAGAAACCGGGGUGCAGCUCCUCCGACAGGGGCUGUAGCCAAGCUCCCGCCCAAACCCAGUUGGCCCCCCCCCCGCCUGAGCACCCCGAGGCCCCGCACAAGCCCAGCCCACCCAAGCCGGCGCUGGCACCCGGCCAGGCCCCGGCCUCGCUGACCAGUGGGGGUGGCCGUGGAGACCCUGGGCCCCCAGGGACCAGCGACCACGGAGGUCGGGACCCUCCCGCCGCCCCAGCGCUGUCCACACCGGAGGAGCCCUCUGCCGAGCGGGGCCUCCCGAAGAGUUCAGGGAGAGCAGGCGUUGCAGGCAAGAAGCCCUCCAGGAAGCCUGCUGUCGCCAGGGGAGAACUUAGAGAACAGGUCGACCCUGCCAGGGCCGCGACCCAUUUGUCGCCAGGCGUUAUUGGAAACGCGGUUCAGGUGGUCCCUUCCAUCCCCAGAGGUAAACUGCCCAUCCUGCCCUACUCAAGAACGAGGGCGUCGCAAGUUUACAAAGGCCGAGCAGCUGUGAACGUUGCGCAUGUUUCUCUCCCUGGGCUCAGGGCAGCCGGUGAUAAGACCUCGUCCCUCCCGGAGGGCUUCUGUUCGGCCCCCCAGGUGGCCGACAGGGCACCUGCCCCACAGGCGUCGUGGCAGAGCCCCUGCGACAGGGCCUACUGUCCGGCCACCAAAGCCGACCUCAACCACAAAACAAAACCGAACGGCGGGGCAGCCAAGAGAAGAGGAAGAAAACGGAAGGUCCCGGAUGAACUUCUGACAUUUCAGGGUAAAAGGAGGAAAUGUGUCAGUAAUAAGUGUAAAGAUGGCAAAGAAAGAGCCAAAGCCGAGCCCCAGGAACCCAGGGACCAAAAACCUGGGGCUGUGAAAAAAUACCGCAGCAUCAUGCCCAAACCUGUCCUGGUCCUGCCGGCCCUGGCUGCCCUGGACUCGCCCGCGGCCACGCUACAGCCCCCGGCGUCCGGCAGCCGGGAGCACGCGUCGUUCAAUCACUCCCUCGCCGCCCCCAAGCAUCUGGGCUGCAGGCAGGACGACGGCCCCUCCCCGAAGCCCGGCUCGGCCUUUAGAAAUGGGUUCCCCGGCCUCAAGAAGCCUUCGCACGGAUGCCACGUGUGCGAGCACGCCUUCCAGCCCAAGCAGCACCUCCGCGAGCGCGCCAACACGCACAGCGACAGCCGGCCCUACAGCUGCCGGCUCUGCCGCAAAGCCUACGUGCGGCCGGGCAGCCUGAGCGCACACGUGCGGCUGCAUCACGGCGACUCCCGGCCCAGGAGGCUCGUGUGCUGCGAAUUCUGCGCGAAGGUGUUCGGCCACGUCAGAGUCUACUUCGGCCACCUGAAAGAGGUGCACGGGGUGGCCGUCAGCACCGAGCCCUCCCCCUGCGAGCCGCAGCCGCAGCCGGGGGACUUGCUGAGGACCAGGGAGCAGACUGCCCGAGGGAUGGAGGGACCGGUGGACAGGGAGACCAAGUCCAGCCUGGAAGAAGACCUCCUUCUAAACCAGGCUGAUGAGGUCAAAUUCCAGAUCAGAUGUGGCCGCUGUCAGAUCACUGCCCAGUCUUUUGCUGAAAUCAAGUUCCACCUGCUUUACGUUCAUGGAGAGGAAAUCCAGGGCCAGUUGCAAGAGGAGCUCUCACCCUCCCCAGGAAGCAGGGGAGCUCAGGGAGAACUGGUUCAACAGGCUGCUCCUUUCUGGAAACAUCCUGAGAGAAGAAAGCAGCUUAAGCACCGUCCCUUGGACGGGGAACUCUGUGCAGUCCCCAGACUGAAAAAGCAGCUCUACCUCCGUCAUCAGAAUGAGGUGGAGAUACUUGCGAAACGUGAAGGAGCCGAGCCAGGACCCAGUGAGCCCGGAGGACACCCCCAGGGCUCCGAGGGUCCCGGCCCCGACGCUGCCCUCUCCCCGCCCCGGCCUGGCUUUCGCUGCGUCCUUUGUGCACAGAUGCUGGGAAGGAAGGAAGAGCUGCUCCUGCAUUGGGAAGAGCGCCACAAGUGCGAGGACCCUCUGAAACUCUGGACGGUUCUCAGCACGCUCUCCAGCCAGGGAGUCAUCGAACCUUCCAGCGAGACCGGAAAAUGAGACAGGGAGCCGGGGGGUAAGGGGAGGUUUUGUCUCCGCUUCCUCUGUUCCAUGGUGGUGCUUAAUACCAAAAAUCAAGCAGGUUAGGAUCAGCUUUAAUGAGCACAGGGAGUUUUGUACAGUUUUAUUUUAUUAUGAAAUAUAUAUGUAUGGGGCUUCCCUGGUGGCGCAGUGGUUGAGAGUCCGCCUGCCGAUGCAGGGGGCGCAGGUUCGUGCCCCGGUCCGGGAAGAUCCCACAUGCCGCCGAGCGGCUGGGCCCGUGAGCCAUGGCCGCUGAGCCUGCGCG